AUGUCUGAGUCCUCCAGUGUCGCCGCGAAGAAGAAGGUGGUUCAGCAGCUCUGGAUGGAGGCCAGGCUCUACCGUAUGAAGGUUUCUCAGGCAGCUGAAGACUUGAAACAAUUCUGUCUGCAGAAUGCUCAACAUGAUCCACUGCUGACUGGAGUGUCUUCAAGUACAAAUCCCUUCAGACCCCAGAAAGUCUGCUUCUUUUUGUAGUCAGUAAAUCUUUCAAAGGAUCUCCAGACUAUUUCCUAUGAACCAGUGAAUAUUCAAAAGAAAGUUGA
This is a messenger RNA of Dipodomys spectabilis (banner-tailed kangaroo rat), 275 nucleotides long. Its product is annotated as guanine nucleotide-binding protein G(I)/G(S)/G(O) subunit gamma-5-like. The record is from RefSeq and is a predicted model, not a curated record. Lineage: Eukaryota; Metazoa; Chordata; Mammalia; Rodentia; Heteromyidae. The transcript has a single exon. Gene Ontology annotation, molecular function: G-protein beta-subunit binding. Gene Ontology annotation, biological process: G protein-coupled receptor signaling pathway. Gene Ontology annotation, cellular component: heterotrimeric G-protein complex. The coding region runs from base 1 to 207 and encodes 68 amino acids.